This is a messenger RNA of Andrographis paniculata, 585 nucleotides long. RefSeq lists its product as uncharacterized. NCBI's taxonomy places the organism in Eukaryota, Viridiplantae, Streptophyta, Magnoliopsida, Lamiales, Acanthaceae. The transcript is spliced from 2 exons. The record is from RefSeq and is a predicted model, not a curated record. The coding region runs from base 1 to 585 and encodes 194 amino acids.
AUGGCUUAUUUCAUCAACGAGGGAAAGCUAACUUAUUCAACCAUCCUCGGGAGGGAUUGGAUCCACACUACCCAGUGCGUCCCUUCAACAUUGCACCAAAAAAUUAUGUUUUGGAACGGAGACCAAGUCGAGACGGUAGAGGCCAAGGCUGAUCCAGCUAUGGAGGUGCAUUUCACAGAGGCUGUUUAUUUUUCCCUCGAUGUAUACCUGCUGUCCAUGAUGCCGAAGGAUGCUGAAAUGAGGAAAAAAUGCAAUCUAACCAUGAAGGGGUACCCGGAGUGGAUUUCCAACAUUGUUCAAAUAGUGAAGAAAACAGAUCCAGCUUUCCGUAGCCCAGGAGAAAUUGGAAUCUUCAAAUUGAUAAUAAUGCCCGUCGGCCUAAAAAAUACCAAAGCGACCUACCAAAGGGCGAUAAACGCAUUUUUUUACGACCUGAUCAGUGCUUGCAUGGAGGUAUACAUAGACGACGUGGUCGUGAAGUCCCGAGCCUUCGAUCACCACAUGCUAGACCUUUGGAAGAUCUUUACGCAGAUGAGACUGCAUGACCUCAAGAUGAACCUGACGAAGUGCGCUUUCGGAGUAUAA